Laccaria bicolor S238N-H82 is the source of this 1332-nucleotide messenger RNA. RefSeq lists its product as uncharacterized. The record is from RefSeq and is a predicted model, not a curated record. The coding region runs from base 1 to 1332 and encodes 443 amino acids. Lineage: Eukaryota; Fungi; Basidiomycota; Agaricomycetes; Agaricales; Hydnangiaceae. The transcript has 2 exons.
AUGACGGGGAGGGAAGCAAACCCCACGUCUUUACGCGGAGUUUGUAUACUUCCAGACGAUGUCCUCCUAACGAUCUUUUUGGAGUUCCGAGAACCAAUUGACGUUAGAUCUGGGGAGAAUUGGCUAUGCGCGACCACCAUUUCUCACGUUUGCCGUGAAUGGCGUGGACUGAUUAUCAACACACCCACGUUCUGGACAAAAAUACGCCUCAUACCGUCGCCGUCGCGAAUGCAACGGGCUAAGGCUUACAUCAAACGAUCCAAAGAUUGCCCUCUCAACGUCUACGUGGCCUGUGAUAAAUCUUUUGAUAAUCUAAACGAAGAGGACGGCGUAGAUUUUAUGAUCCUCAUUCAAGACUGUGUUUCGAGGUGGCGGACCGUGUGUUUCGAAGCCGGCGCACACCGUUGGAUGGAGUUUCUCAUUGCGAUAAUGCCUCAAAGAGUGGAGUGGGUGCAUAAUAUCGAGUCUUUGGAGCUCAUCCAACGUGAUUACUCGCCUACGACGCAUGAAAAAUAUCCUCGGCUUCACACUCUUUUGAAGGAGUCCGCCCCACUCGCUCUAAAAAAUCUCAGAAUACGACGCGUUCCGUUUCCUUGGACGACUCUUCAAGGCAUCAAGAACCUUACAUGCCUUGACAUCCGGCAUCUUGCCACCGAAUUGCCCUACCUCACAUUUCGUGAUGUCCUGCUGACGAGUCAAGGCCUCCAGCAACUUUUAAUCAGAGAAGUCGCACUUAUCAUUGAAGAUGACGCCGACUACCCAACCACCAUUCUCCCUUCACUGCAGAGUCUCGAAAUUUCACCUUUUGAUGAAUUCUGCACCGCUCGUCUUUGUAGCCUCCUGUCUACUCCGAAGUUGCAGAGCCUAUUCGUUUCAAACAUCGGUGAACUUUGCAGCUUCACGGAAGAGUGUUUACAAACUUCCCUUCCAAAAUACCCCGCAGUGACCUCUCUGAAAAUAAGUGACGUGAGUUUGGGAGAUCGUAUUCCCGAAGAAUUUUACACGUCCUUCCCCAUGCUCAAACAUUUUACACUACUCGAGUGGUCGGGGUGGUAUGAUGACAUCUUCGGACGACUCAACACCAACGGUUUCGACCCUCCUACCUGUCCUGACGUUCAACCCCAGCAAUUACCCUUGGCUUGGCCUCAACUGGAAAGCAUAACGCUCAACAUCCCAUUAUGGCCACCAGAGAACAAUUCCCUUACUAGAGCCAUAGCGAGUCGCUUCGCAGCAACUGGAAGCGAAAUCAAGUAUUCGGAGGAGGGUGUGGAGGAAGACAGUGACAGCUCGGAUGAAGAGUACAGAAACGAGAGCGAGCACGAUGAUACCUAA